Synchiropus splendidus (mandarinfish) is the source of this 1060-nucleotide messenger RNA. RefSeq lists its product as uncharacterized. Lineage: Eukaryota; Metazoa; Chordata; Actinopteri; Syngnathiformes; Callionymidae. The coding region runs from base 248 to 874 and encodes 208 amino acids. The record is from RefSeq and is a predicted model, not a curated record. The transcript has 3 exons.
CUAGUACCAGCGUCUGGCGGUACUUUUGAUAUUGUUGGGUAAUACCCUUGAGUUUAUGGAUUUUAUUAUUUUUGGUUGACUUUGCUGUUUUUACUAUUCUUUUAUUAAUUUUUUGAAGAAACAUUUUUGUGACAAAAAACAAAAUAAAAUUGAGUACGAAUUAAGUACUGAAAAGGCACAGCGGCGUUGAUCCCUGACUACUAAAGAAUCAACUGGCUCCUACCUACUACCAUCAAUUGGGUUAUAGAUGGCUCUCAAUGCUGAUCUGGAGAGUCUAUUGCACCAACAAGUCCCUGUCAAUGAGUCAGUCAAACAGACUGGCCUGACAGCAGUAGAUCUGAGCAACCUCUCCCUCGAUGAGGCAUGGAGAAAAGUCUUGCAGGAACAAGAGACACUCAAGAAUACAAGAGAAAGCCUGGACAAAGAGUGGCAACGACUGACUGGGGAGAUAAAAUACAUGGCAGAGUUGAGGAAGGCGUACGAUAGUGAAAAGAUGGACAUCCGGCAGAAAUGGGAGGCUUUGGAACAGGAGAAGAUGCACGUCGACAGAGAGAGAAAGGAUUUACGAAAAGAGUUCCAUAAACUUUCCAUGCGAUGGAGGGCUUUCAAUCAGGAGGAACAGUCCAUGUGCCAGGCCCGGAAGGCCUUUCAGAUAGAGAAAGAAGAAAUGGCGAUGAUGAGGAAAGCCUACCUUCAGGAAAAGACUGACAUCGAGAGGAUGAGGGAAGCGUUCCAGUACGAGAAGGCCAACAUGGAGAGCGACAGACAAAUCAUGAGUGUGCCGCUGCCACACAGGUUUGGGAGGCGGCUUUUUGUUCGAGAAAAAUGUCUACAAAAAAUGACACGGGCAAAAAACAGACCCAGGUUCUGGUGAAAGCUCAGAGGACAUGGACCAUAGGACUGACCGAAAGAAGUGUGUAAACAGAUCGGUUCUGAUUUGUUCAGAUUUUGUCAACAGGGGCAAUACCAAUAAUGACACUCAAGUUGUCAUGGUUCCGUGGUCGAAAGUGCCCCACACCUCAGACCCAUGUUUUAAUGUACUCUCAGAAUAAAGCUUUAA